This is a messenger RNA of Dalotia coriaria, 1055 nucleotides long. It is a transcript of the gene RPA2, whose product is annotated as Replication protein A2. The coding region runs from base 168 to 941 and encodes 257 amino acids. Gene Ontology annotation, biological process: double-strand break repair via homologous recombination; DNA replication; nucleotide-excision repair. Gene Ontology annotation, molecular function: single-stranded DNA binding. Lineage: Eukaryota; Metazoa; Arthropoda; Insecta; Coleoptera; Staphylinidae. The transcript is spliced from 7 exons. Gene Ontology annotation, cellular component: DNA replication factor A complex; nucleus; site of double-strand break. The record is from RefSeq and is a predicted model, not a curated record.
UUAGUUUCGCGCCACUUCUAGAAGUGCAGGUUAAAAUUCAACAUCCGAAUCUCGCGUUUGGAAUUGAGCGUUUUUUGUUAAUUUAAUUGUCUGUUACUACCGGUUUUGCCACCUGAAGUACGUUAAUUUUCCUCCAAGAAGAACUCAGCAAUAAUAAAACCUUCAACAUGUUUCACGACAGUUCAAUGAGUGCAGGCUUCUACAAUGGAAACAACACUGGAACUCCCUCUAAAGCUAAAGGUGGCAAUCAAAACAGAAUGCAAAGUGUAGUACCAGUUUGCAUUCGACAGUUGAAAAGUAGUGCAAAUGAUGAAUUUGCACUCUUUGGGAUGAAGGCACAGAUAGUAUCAGUUGUUGGCAUUUUGAGAGAGUAUAAUGUGUCUACAAUUAAAGCUACUUACACUAUUGAAGAUAAUACUGGUACAAUUACAGCUGUCUUAUGGUUGGAUUCGGAUGCUUCUGAAACUGUGAGCAAUCUGCCACAGGUAAAAGAAGGUAGGUAUCUUAAAGUGUUUGGGUCUGUCAGGGUCAAUGAUGGUGAAAAGACAUUGCUUGUAUUGAAAAUGGUGCCUGUGGAAGAUCUUAAUGUGAUCACCACUCACUUGUUGGAAUUUAUUCAUGCUAGGUAUUCUGCUGAAAAGAUGAUUGGUGCAGGAAGUAAUAUGAACAAGACAGUGAAUAAUCCUGGUGCUGCUUUGGCCAACACAAUGAGUCUAAUGUAUGAUGAUAAUAAUCAAGGUGGCAGCUUCACUCCAAUUCAGUUGAAAGUGCAUAACAUUUUCAAGACUAAUAAUUCAAUGAAUGGAAUGCAUUUAAAUGCACUGCUUAGCAACUUUCCACAAGGUCAACAUCCUCAAGUACAUAAAGCCAUUGAGUUUCUUCAACAGGAAGGACAUAUCUACUCUACUAUUGACACUAAUCAUUUCAAAUCAACUGAUUAAUUUAAAUCCCUGUCAUUUUCUUUGAUGUGUUGUGUCUGGAAUACUUCUAAAUGUCAAAGUGAACAUUUAUUUUUUUAUAUCAGUGUUUAUUGUAAUAAAUUAUUUUUGCCAACA